AAAUACAUAUAAUUUCCCCUUUUUCAGAGUUGACUCGUCUAAGCGUUCUCAAGAUCGAGAUGACAAUGUCAAAGUGAAAGUAAAACAUGUUGAAGGUUUUUCAGAAAGCGUGCUCUCAGUUGUUGUCACUGGAUGCUAAAUUGCUAGGGGUAUCAUGCAAUAGAUCUAUGAGACUAAAAUGGAGGCAAGAUGAAGAAGAUGAAAAGAAAUCAGAUGAACUGCCAAGUGUCUAUGGAGGAAUUGAAUAUAAGAGGAAGAAAACACCUAAUGUCACGCUAGAGCAGAGCAUGGAGUAUUUCUCUAGUGCAGCAUACAGGAAAGCCUAUGGCACAGACAAAGUUUGGAUGAGAUACAGGAGGAACUACAGAGGAAACAUCAUGCCAAAGCCCCGCUAUUCUUGUAAACAUAAAGGAGUUUUCUUGACCAACAACCCUUGUCCAGUAUGCCGAGAUAUCUACUUUGUUGUGGACCACAGGCACAUUGAGCUUCUAAAGCAGUUCCUAGAUACCAACACAGUUCAUGUAGCUGACAACAUGAAAACUGGAGUUUGUAAUAAACAGCAGAGAAACCUGAUUCGAGCGACAGAAAGGGCAAUUGAGGAAGGGUUCAUGGAAGGGCCUCUGACCUUUAGAGGUUACGAUAUGGAAUAUUACAGAUCCUUGCUGAACAAAACAGAGGAAGAGGAAAAGACAGACGUUCCAUUCAAAAUCCUAAACCCAGAGCUACUUCCAUAUAACAUUAUUAAGAAAUACUCACAAGCUAAGCAAGAAGAGAGAAAGGAAAAACUUAAAGAAGAAAGAGAAAACACCAAAAUUUGAAAAGAUAAAGUGAUUGUAUUGUAAAUAAAGGCUUUUUAUUUAAUUCAAUA
Molecule: messenger RNA, 868 nt
Organism: Magallana angulata
Lineage: Eukaryota; Metazoa; Mollusca; Bivalvia; Ostreida; Ostreidae
Exons: 6
Coding region: 87-818 (243 amino acids)
Biological process (GO): mitochondrial translation
Cellular component (GO): ribosome; mitochondrion
Molecular function (GO): structural constituent of ribosome
Source: RefSeq, a predicted model, not a curated record